Molecule: messenger RNA, 1644 nt
Organism: Chinchilla lanigera (long-tailed chinchilla)
Lineage: Eukaryota; Metazoa; Chordata; Mammalia; Rodentia; Chinchillidae
Product: PRAME family member 12-like
Exons: 5
Coding region: 1-1644 (547 amino acids)
Cellular component (GO): cytoplasm
Source: RefSeq, a predicted model, not a curated record
AUGGAGAUUUACAAGAUGCUGUUUGAUACCCUCCUGGAUAUCCUCAAGAUGCUGGUGCUGAACUGUGUUCAGGAAGUGGAGCUGAACUGCUUCCAGGAGCUGCACGUGGACUGUGCCUAUUUCCUCAAAGGCUGCACACACGAGGUGCUCAGAUUCACCAGGAUGAACACCCAGUCCCCACCCCUACUGCAGAAGCUGGCAGUUCGGAGCUUGCUGAGGGACAAGACCUUGGCCAUGGAGGCCCUGGAAUAUUUGCCAGGGGCGCUCUUUCCAGUAGUGUUCAUGGAGGCCUUCACCAAGGGACAUGGAGAGGUCCUCAAGGCCAUGGUGCUGUCCUGGCCCUUUCCCUGCCUGCCCCUGGGAGCCCUGAUGAGUAUGAUGAAAACAGAGAUUUUGGAUGCUCAGGUGGAUGUUGGCCAGAUGCAAAAAAGAAUGCUACAAGCUGUGCUGGAUGGGCUUGAUGUACUGCUGAGCCAGAAGGUUCGCUCCAGGAGGUUGAGACUGCAAGUGCUAGAUAUGCGGGUCAAGCACCAGAAUUUCUGGAGAGUCUGGGGUGGAAAAGAGUUGGAAAUCUGCUCCAAAGAUGCCACGAAGAGGAGAAAAACAGAGGAGACUGGGUCAAGGGGAGCAAAAAAGCAGCCCCUCAAGGUCAUUUUACAACAGUGGCUCUAUCAAGGGUAUAUGAGCCCAGUGGACUCUUCUGUUCUCAAGUGGGUACAGGAGAGAGAUCUGGUGCAGCUGGACUGUGACAGGCUGGGUGUUACAGCCAAAUGCUUUAAAACUGUCAUGGAAGUUCUGGAAAUGCUGAACAUUGAUUCUGUGCAGGAGGUGUGUGUGAGUCAGUGCUCCACACUCUUUACCUUGGCUGAGUUUGCCCCUUUCCUGGGUCAGAUGCGAAAUCUUCACAAACUCGUUCUCUCUGAUGUCUCUCUGCCGGCCAUCCUUUCCCCAGAGAAGGAAGAACAGUUAUUUACCCAAAUCACCUCUCAGUUUAUUAAUCUUCACUGUCUGCAAGAGAUUUAUAUGGAAACUGUUCACUUCCUGGAAGGCCAGUUGGACCGGGUACUCAGGUGCCUCCUGUCCCCACUGGAGACCCUCUCAUUAACUCACUGCCAGCUCUCACACUCUGACUGGAUCCAGCUGCCCCAGGCUGAGCAGACGAGACAGCUGAAAGUCUUGCAAAUACGUUGUAUUCGGCUGACUGAUUUUAGCCCUGAGCCCCUCCAAAUUCUUCUCAAGAACGUUGCAGCUACCUUGACCACCCUGCACUUGGAAAAUUGUGGCAUCACAGAUGAACAGGUCUGUGACUUUCUGCCUUCACUGAGCUAUUGCUCCCAGCUCACUACCUUCUGCUUCAUGAGGAAUUUCAUGUCCAUAGACACCAUGAAGAUGCUUCUGGGCCACACUGCCAAGCUGAGCAACUUAACCCUGGAGAUGUACUCAGUUCCUCCAGAGGUUUAUGUUCCAUGGAAUGGUGCCCUUCAGCAGAUAUUGAAGCAGGUUCAUGAAGCACUGAGUAGAAUCAUGAAGCCACUAAACCAUCCCAGGAGAGUCUGGUUUUGUAUUGUUCACUUACAACUCUGUUUCACCUGGAAAUUCCAUAACAUGCACCCUACUCCAUGCUGGGGCUGCAUCCCCGUGUAG